Molecule: messenger RNA, 2050 nt
Organism: Spea bombifrons (plains spadefoot toad)
Lineage: Eukaryota; Metazoa; Chordata; Amphibia; Anura; Pelobatidae
Product: L-threonine ammonia-lyase-like
Exons: 12
Coding region: 168-1808 (546 amino acids)
Biological process (GO): L-serine catabolic process; L-threonine catabolic process
Molecular function (GO): threonine deaminase activity; L-serine ammonia-lyase activity
Source: RefSeq, a predicted model, not a curated record
GGGAUUUUCUUUAAAAAAAAUUAUGAAUUUUGCAAUUCAGUUUUUGUAUUCCAAGGGAUUAGGCCAAAGAGACGCCGUUGACGAUUCCGAGCCGGAAGAGGACAGCGAUCCUUUCUGGAGCAGGUUGGAAAGCCCGUAACCUUCUGUGUCCUCCCAACGUAGAAGCCAUGGACAGUGCUAGAGGCCUCAGUGUCCCCCCGACUCCUUCCCGUCUUCUCCCUCCCUGGGGGGCAGUAGUUGGAUGCCUGCUUCACAUCGUUGUGUUUCUUUUUGCUGUGCUUUUUAGCUGUGUCCAGACGCUGUUUUCAGACAAUGGUAAUAAAAAUGCAACUAAAAAGAACCAACCCCCUCUCACAAGCAAAGAUCAGGGUCAAAAAAAUUGCCUUGUGCCCUGUGACCAGAAUGGACCCCGUCCAUUGGCCAUCAACCCCGAAAGACUGAAAGGCUUCGUGGAGGAAGAACAUUUUAACGGGGAACUGAGCACAUGGGAAAUGAACGUGGCAGGGAGCGCCGAGGAACUGCUGAAAGAAUCUGUCGAACCCACCGCCCAGAAAAAUCGCAAGCCAAGCAUUCGGCCCAAAAAUGACUUCCUGAGGUUUGAGGACAUCAGUGCGGCAGCCUUUAAAAUUCAGGGUGGCGUUCAGAAAACUCCAUGCAUGUAUUCAAGGAUUUCAAAGCAGUAUGGUGUGGACAUUUACCUGAAGAAAGAGUUCUUGCAGUACAUAGGGUCCGUGAAGGAGAGAGGGGUGUUAUACCUACUCACAUCGCUAAGUCAGGAUCAGCAGAAAAAAGGGGUGAUUGUGGCUACGGACAGUAACUUUGCGAUGGCGGUGGCAUUUCAUGCCUCUGAGCUGCAAAUUCCUGCUUUUGUUAUCAUGUCUGCUGGGACAUCGCCUGGACGGGUCAAGAUGUGCCGCGACUAUGGUGCCAUGGUUAUAUUGUUUGGCCCCACGGCAAGAGACGCUCGGAGUCACGCCAUGCGGCUGGCCGAAGAGAAUGGCUACCUCUACAUGGAAGAGGAAGACAGCGCUGCUUACCUGGCUGGUCUCGGAACCGUAGGUCUAGAAAUCUACGAGCAGAUGCCCUGCUUAGACGUCGUCAUAUUCCCUGCUGGUGGACAUUGUGGUCUGCUGGCUGCGUCAGCCGCUGCUCUGAAGCACCUGAACCCCAAAAUCUCAGUGAUUGGCGUAGAGAGCGCAAAAUUUCCCAUCGUACAAGAGUCUUUGAAAAUUGGACACUGCAUGACAGAACACGACUGGAUCACGCACCCGUUGUAUGGAGAGCUGGGUGGACCAUCUUUUGGUGGCAAUACCUUGAAGUUAACGAAGAAGCUUGUAGAUAAGGUGAUCUCGGUGAGAGAGGAGGACGUUCUUCUGGCCAUGCUGAGGUUGUUAGAAUAUGAGCGGGUGACGGCCGACGCUGAGGGCUCCAUGGGACUGGCCGCUCUGAUAGCGGGGGCACUGCCAGACUUCAAAGGGAAAAAGGUAGGCGUUGUCGUGUGCAGUGCUAAUCUGUCUUUGCCUUUACUGCGUCACUGCCUGGAUCGAGCUCUGGUCUUGGACCAUAGAGUUUGCAAAUUCUCCAUCGUGCUUCCUGACUUUCCUUGGGAAAUCACCAAGCUCAUGGAAGCCAUUGGGCGAGAAGAAGCCAGGGUACUGGACAUGCGGAAAGAAAACAUUUUCCCGAAUACAGAUCUUUUCACUCUAGAGGUAACUUGUGUCGUGGAGACGAGAGAUAAAACGCACGCCACGCAGCUGAGAAACACCCUCUCGGAGAAAUACCCAGCCGCGCAAUGGAUCUCGCAGUGACCGAAGCGGCUGGGCGAUGGAUGAUGCAAUAAAGCCUUAACCACUUCACUGCCGAAGGGGGGGAGGGGUAGCCGGGCACGACACGCUCACCUUAUCUGGUCCUAAAAGACUAGCAAAGACGCUUUAACUCAUAACUCCGUUUUUGAGGCUUAGAAGGGGUUAAACAGUGUGCUCAUCUAGAGCCUGAAUUAAUGAUGAGCGCAGGCUGCGCAUGCUUAUCCAAUAAAAGAAUACUUUGCUGG